GGAUGUGUAACGGAUCGGUGGAACUCAUCCCGUGCUCCCAGGUCGGACACAUAUUUAGGACUGUCAACCCCAUCAGGUGGCCGAAAGGGGCGUCAUCAUGCGGAACUCCAUACGUGUAGCGGAGGUGUGGCUUGACGACUUCAAGGACGUGUUCUACGACUUCUCAUUUCAUAAAAGUGAGUUCGGCGACGUGAGCGCCAGGAAGCGUCUGCGGGAGUCCCUGCACUGCCACGACUUCCGGUGGUACAUGGACAACGUCAUGGACGGCCAGCUGCCGCCCACAGUUGUGGCGCGGGGAGAGAUCCGGAACACACAAACGCCGCUGUGUCUUGACAGCAUGGCGGCUAAGAGGGUGCCAGAGUUGUUCGGCUGCCACGGGGAUGGCGGGAAUCAGUGGUGGGUGAUGACGGACACUGGUCAGAUUAUGCAGGACACCAUGACGCUGUGCUACGAGGGUGGACGACUGCGAUUCAACCGCUGUACACCAAGGUCUCCCUACUGGAUCCUGAAUUAUAAAUCUCAGACAAUUCAGCACGCAGCUAGUGGUCUCUGUAUUGAGCUGACGCCUCCCACCACAGUCACCCUUGAGAGAUGUAAUGGCGGACAAAACCAACGCUGGGUGCUGCCGAAGAAGAAGUCUUGACAACAAUCUGCAGUGACACAAUCAUCAGAACAAGCCAUAGCCCUGUCUUAACAAUCCUUGAGUGAAUCUAACUAUGAUAUAAUUAUGUGUUUAUUAACCACUAUCACAUUAUCGUGCUGACACGUGUUCGCAAACACGUGGGCGUAACUGGGCCGACCGGUACACAUCACAAACACAUGCAGAGGCAAGUGAUCUCUUCAUCUGGAGUAACACCGACACAUAUGAUAUGUGUAAAAAUAGGGGAUUGCAUCACACAUCACAUUCCAAGUGUAAAUAGUUUCCACACGUUUAUCAUAAAGAUAUGAGCUUUGCCGAGGCUUGUUAAUACCAUGAGAAAAAAACUUCUGUGCAAGGAUCGCAGGCGUCUGAGUACCCGGGAUUUCAGAUGACGACCACUGGAUGGAACAUUGCGUUAGUGAUUUUUAAUCAAAUUCAGUGACAGCUGUCAAAACGUUUCACAUCAAUAAGCCAUGGUAUUAAUGGCAUCGCAGGCCACACACAAAAGCUUAGUGGACACUUAGUGGACACUUAUUGGUGGUGAUAGGUUUAAGGUUUUUAAGAUGUUUUUGGUCAGGUGAUAAACCACGUUCAAUGUCUGGUCACAGCAACCAUUCAGUUAGUCUCGCGAUGUGUUAACUAGCUGUACAGUGUCUUACUUAAUCUUACAGAGUUAACUAACUGUACACCUUCUCACUUCGUCUCAUGUGUUAAGAGGUGGCUCUUAUCGAGUUCCCCACUUUUCAAAGUAUAUCACGGCGGGCGACAUCAGAGAAAGGGAACUAUAUAUGCGCGCGCUCGUGCGUGCGUGUGUGCGUGUGUGUGUACAUAAAUAUUUGUAUUACACUUCAAUAAUGUAAAUAAAAGGGGGAGAUUAUGUA
Haliotis rubra (blacklip abalone) is the source of this 1521-nucleotide messenger RNA. RefSeq names its product polypeptide N-acetylgalactosaminyltransferase 5-like. The record is from RefSeq and is a predicted model, not a curated record. Gene Ontology annotation, cellular component: Golgi apparatus. Bases 98 to 643 code for a protein of 181 amino acids. Lineage: Eukaryota; Metazoa; Mollusca; Gastropoda; Lepetellida; Haliotidae. The transcript has 5 exons.